CCUGUUCCAGAAUCCAGAGCCCCCCACCGACCCCGACCCGCCCUCCCCGCCACGCCACCUCCACCUCCACCUCCACGGCCUCGCCAUGCCGCCGCUGCCCACGAUGACCCACUCCUCCUCCUUCCUCCUCCCGUCCCCGCCUCAUCCCCCGGCCGACGCAACCGACGCCGAGAACGCGGUCUCCUACGCCGUCGUCGUCCUCAACCAGCGCCUCCCGCGCUUCGCGCCCCUGCUCUGGACCCGAGCGCAGCUGCGGGUGUGCGCGGACGGCGGCGCCAACCGGGUCUUCGACGGCAUGCCGGAGCUGCUCCCGGCCGAGGACCCCGACGAGGUCCGCCUCAGGUACAAGCCCGACGCAAUCGAAGGAGAUAUGGAUUCUGUAAGGCCAGAAGUGAAGGAAUACUAUUCCAGUUUGGGUACCCAAAUAAUCGACGAUUCACAUGAUCAGGACACCACAGACUUGAACAAGUGCAUAUCGUUCAUCACCAAAAAUCUGCCUGGGCCAGACAAUUCUAAUCUUUGCAUUCUUGUUCUUGGUGCGCUUGGAGGAAGGUUCGAUCACGAGAUGGGGAACAUCAACGUACUGUAUCGCUUCUCAAACACCAGGAUCAUCCUCCUGUCAGACGACUCCUCGAUCUUCCUGCUCCCAAGGACGCACAGUCACGAGAUCCGCAUCGAGCGGUCGAUCGAGGGUCCUCAUUGCGGGCUGAUCCCCAUGGGUGCGCCAUCAAACAGCAGCACCACCACCGGUCUGCGAUGGAACCUAGAUAGUACCAGCAUGAAGUAUGGUGGAUUAAUGAGCACAUCAAACAUUGUGGAGGACGAGAUUGCAACGGUCACUUCGGAUUCUGAUUUGAUUUGGACAAUAUCUCUUCGGAAACAUGCUUAAAUUGUGUUAUUGUACAGUAGGUUAUGGUCCAAAUUUUGGCUCGUCAGUUCUACGUGGAGGGGAUUCGACAAAUUUUAUUGUGAUGUGAUGAUAUAGUUCAUUCUAUUAGAUAUUUGGCGGAACCGGAGGGACAGGUGUCCAUGUAUGUCAGCAUCUUAUUGUCUUAUUUGUGCAUUUCAAAUUGUCAAAAAGCAACAUGCUUAUUCGAGCUGUGGACCCGUCCACAAUUUCUGA
Molecule: messenger RNA, 1123 nt
Organism: Triticum aestivum (bread wheat)
Lineage: Eukaryota; Viridiplantae; Streptophyta; Magnoliopsida; Poales; Poaceae
Product: thiamine pyrophosphokinase 1
Exons: 6
Coding region: 86-889 (267 amino acids)
Biological process (GO): thiamine diphosphate biosynthetic process; thiamine metabolic process
Molecular function (GO): ATP binding; thiamine binding; thiamine diphosphokinase activity
Source: RefSeq, a predicted model, not a curated record